ACGACAGAAUAUUAAAUAUCUACAAUAUUACUCGUUAACUCUCUUGAGAUAUAAAAUGACGUGCUUCCUGUGCACCCAGUGCACGGAAGGCACUGCUGGAAAUAUAGAUUUUGAUUCCAAAGAAGCCCAGUUGCUGAAUGUAAGGUGUAUAAUUGAAAAGCAUUUCUGGCGGCUAAGGACUGCAGAUGGCAUCGGGGACAUGCAUUGCAUUUGUGCAAUGUGUUGGGAACAGCUCUCGUCAUUUCACAGCUUUUAUUUAAGCGUGGAGCAAGCGCACAUGGCAUUAACCAUAAGCGAUAUUAAAACAACUCCAACAGUCACAGUUCUUCCAGUGGAGGCAAUAUUGGGCAAAGGAACUGCUGCUGCUUACUCUGAGGAUACGAAGGGAAAUUGCACUGAAAUCGAAACUGUGGUCGCAACCGUCAAACGUCGACGUGGACGUCCGCCUAAAGCAAAGCCCAAGCCUCCCACACCUACACCCAUGCCGCUUCCAACUGUGCCUGAUACGGAAACCACUGAUGAUGCAGUAUGUGACAACGGUAGCGAUCUAAAAGCCGUUCUGGAGCAGAUCAAUUUGAACGAGAUCAAAAUAGAAUUUCCUGAGGCCGAUCUAACCAUGGCUGAUGUGCUGGAAGAUCAGCAGGAGGAAGAUGAUGAGCACGAUGUAUCUGAUUAUGCGCCGCCAAGCGCCUGCGAUAGCGAGGACGAGAAACCCACACGGAAGAAACCUCGAAAAACUGCAAAGUCUUACAAAGGCAAGCCAAAAGGAGCGGGCAUUCACAACAUACAAAAGUCGCAAGAGUUUAAUGAAUAUAUCAAGGAGCACUACAAAGUCCACUGCCACGUUUGCAGCACCCCCAUGGAGGAUUUCUCCGAGAUGUUAGUGCAUGCUCGCCAGGAGCACAAGACUCGGGGCUAUGCAUUAUGUUGUGGUCGAAAAUUUUGGAAGAGAGGGGUACUGGUCGACCAUCUGCGACGACAUCAGGACCCCGAACUCUUCAAAUGUCACAUAUGUGAGCGUGUGAUGGGACAACGAAGAAGUCUGGAACUUCAUUUGCGCAUGCACGACAUUAAGAAACGAGGUCGGCUCCUCAAGUGUGAACAAUGUGGGAAGAGCUUUUUCAGUUCGGUGGUGUUUGAAAGACACAAAUUGACGCACAUUCCCAAGGAGCAGUGGCAAGCUACCUGCUCUACUUGCGAAAAAACCUUCCCCAACGAGUACACAAUGCAGCAGCACGUUAAGUUGGUGCAUUUGAAUAUGUAUGCAAAGAUCUGUGACGUUUGUGGCAAGUCAAUACGGGGGCGAGAAGCUUUGGCCCGCCACAUGGAGGAGCACACGGGCGCGCCAUCAAAGCCUAUUAAGUGUCAUCUCUGCGGCUCCGCUCUAACAACCAAAUAUGGUCUAGCACGCCACAUUAAAAUGAUGCACACUGCCGAGAAUUUAGAGCCUAGACAGUGUGAGAUUUGCUUUAAAAUUUCACCAACUCUGCAGGCACAUCUUCAUCACAUGAAGUACACCCACAAUACGGCGCGAACCCACCAGUGCCCGAUGUGCGAGAAGGCGUUUAAACGGCCCAAUGAGCUGCGAGAACAUCUAACCACGCACACCGGGGAAGUUUUGUACACGUGUCCGCAUUGCCCGAAAACGUUCAACUCUAAUGCCAACAUGCAUGCACAUCGCAAGAAAGUGCAUCGCAAGGAAUGGGAGGAGAAACGACGCCAUCAUCCCCGUAAGAGUGAUUCAACAAUUUCGUUAAGUGCGCACAAAACACCGACAACGACGGGCGGUAAUGAAACCACACAACUGCUGCAACUUCAGGACGUAGAUGUUGAUUAAAAGGCAUUUGCUAUAUAGGUAAUAAAGAUCGAAAAGCGAUUUCGGCGCAAUACA
Scaptodrosophila lebanonensis is the source of this 1891-nucleotide messenger RNA. RefSeq names its product transcription factor grauzone. NCBI's taxonomy places the organism in Eukaryota, Metazoa, Arthropoda, Insecta, Diptera, Drosophilidae. Bases 56 to 1837 code for a protein of 593 amino acids. The record is from RefSeq and is a predicted model, not a curated record. The transcript has 4 exons. Gene Ontology annotation, molecular function: zinc ion binding. Gene Ontology annotation, cellular component: nucleus.